Molecule: messenger RNA, 1176 nt
Organism: Paramecium sonneborni
Lineage: Eukaryota; Ciliophora; Oligohymenophorea; Peniculida; Parameciidae
Source: the annotation of a GenBank genome assembly
AUGGUUAUUCUUAAAUUAGCAAGUGAGAUUAUUGAGGAUGGAAAUUUAAACAAAUUGAAUUCUUUAUUGUCUAUGCCUAUGACUUAAGAAUUAGUAUAAACUUUAAGAAGGAUUUUUUUAUAUUUGCAAGAUAAAAAGUUAUUUGUUAUAUCAUAUGGAUCAGAAUGGAAUUAAUGGAACUUUAAAAAUAAUAAUAAAUAAAAUGAAAGUAAUUAAAUAGACAAUUUUUUGAAUGUCAAAUGGAGUGUCUUCUUAAGAUUGUUAUUCUAGCAUUCCUUUUAUAGUGAUUUAUUAUUAAAUAUUGAGUAAACCAUUAAUUGUCCACCAUAUGUUAGACUUGUUGAUGUAUCUGUAGAAAAGGGAAUAGACAUUCCAAUUCAUUCAAAUUAUUUUGAAGUAUUGUAAUAUAUCACACUUGAUUUCGAUAAAUUUAUAAUGCUAUUAAAAAGAUUUCCAGAAAUUGAAUUAAAAGAUAAAGCUUAAUUUACUAUUUUUAUCUAAAAACAACUUUCAAAGAUUAGUAAUGAUUAAGAAAGAUUGUUAUUUUCAAAAUUAAUAAAUACUCAUCUGGUUGAUAAAGUAGAUAAUCCAUUAGUUUUGGCUGAUUUUUUAUAGAAUUGUGUAGACAAUGGAAACUUAGAAUUAAAGAUAAAUUCUCUAUAAUCUUUAUUGAUUUUAAUAACAAGAUUUAAUUACAAUUUAGAGAAUUUUUAUGAUAGAGUAAAUUAUUAUACUUAUAUUCAAAUAGUUGAUACAAAUUAUUGUUACUGAUGGAGCAUUUGAAUGCUCUUCAAAAUCAAAAUUACUUAAAUUAAUUGAUGUAGCAACAAAAUCAUCAAAAGUACCAAUGUAAACAUUAGUUAAAAUAAUUUAAUCUAUUUUAAAAGCUUGUCUUAAAGAAACAUGUUCAUUAUAAUUAGUAGCAGCUUAAAUAACUUUCAAUAUUUUUAAAAAGCAUAUCACAUUAAAAUAAUUCUUAUAAUAAGGUGAAGCUUAACUUAUUGAAAUAGCAUCUUAUUAGAAGUAAAUCUUUUUAAUUUAAAUUAGUCAUUGGCAUCCUGAAAUUAAGAGAAUUAUAUCUUAUUUAGAGGAUGACCUAAGUAUUUUCGAUUAUUUUAAUCUUAAUGACGUAAUUGAAUUAUAGGACCAAUAGUUGUUAGAAGCAUAAUUUUGACC